UGUCUCUCUCUCUCUCUCUGUCUCUCUGUUUUUGGUGACGAGGUCCGGGGUUGUAGGAAAUACGGUUCUUAGCUGGUCUGCGUCGCACAACUCUUACGUCUGUCUGUAUUCCUCUUUCACUCGACCGAUCGGCCGGUCUAGUCUGGGCGGAAUCAUGCGUAAUCUGCAUUAUGUUUUAUCUCUUAUUUUGCAUGGCCGAUGUCGCUGUCGCUAUGCAGCCGCUCCUGUUGCUAUCGCUAUUGCUACUACGGUUCCCUGUUUUGCUGACCGCCUCGCUUAAAAUCCUUUGCUCCGUGUCCAUUAUCUUGUUCGUCCUUGAAACGCAUACUUUGUUGUUGGCGACGUCAAUGUCGUCGUUGGUUGUUGGACGUGCUCGUGUUGCUGCUAAUUCGUUCCGUUUCAAGCGCGUUAGCUCUGCUUCCUUCGCUCCCUUCCUUCGCUCCCACGGCUCCUGGCCCCCACUCCCGGAUUCCCCUCGCCAUUUCCUCAUCCGCCGUGCCGUCGCGCGCGUAGCGCAACGUUGCUGCGUCGGGCCCGGGUCGCCACAGAUGUCAACGGCGCUGGUGGACAACGGCGGCGAUGGAGAACGGGCCGGGCAACGGGCAACGGGCAACGGGCGGGGAGGACGAUGUCACUGUUAUGCUGUCCAUCACUGGACGACGCAAUUCGUGCGUCCGUCCCUGGGAUUCGGAUGCGGUGACGGGCUACGGCAGUAGUACGAUGCUGCUGUUGCUGGGGUUGCAACGUGUUCGGCUGCAUGUAGGCGCAUGUGUCUCCGUGGCGGGGAGGGGCGGCCCUUGGGAUCCGGAAGCUGUUUGGAAGCGCGCUGAUGGGGCUGCUGGCUGGCUGGCUGAGUGGUUGUACCGAGUACUACAUGCGUCGUCGUAGGUGGUUGUUAUUGUGGAAACAUGCCUUGACAAGACGUCAUUCAUUCACUCGCUGCAGGUCCAUCAACUCCCUACCUAGAGUAGGUACCUAGCCUCUAACUACCCACAUACAUCCACCCAUAGGUACUGACGUAGACG
Aplosporella prunicola CBS 121167 is the source of this 1025-nucleotide messenger RNA. RefSeq lists its product as uncharacterized. The record is from RefSeq and is a predicted model, not a curated record. The coding region runs from base 171 to 716 and encodes 181 amino acids. NCBI's taxonomy places the organism in Eukaryota, Fungi, Ascomycota, Dothideomycetes, Botryosphaeriales, Aplosporellaceae. The transcript has a single exon.